Molecule: messenger RNA, 2938 nt
Organism: Cololabis saira (Pacific saury)
Lineage: Eukaryota; Metazoa; Chordata; Actinopteri; Beloniformes; Belonidae
Product: interferon gamma receptor 2-like
Exons: 9
Coding region: 191-1711 (506 amino acids)
Molecular function (GO): protein binding
Source: RefSeq, a predicted model, not a curated record
AAGAAAAAAAAGAAGAAAAAAAUGGUCAAACAUUUUUGAAAAAGCUCCAGGAGCCACUAGGACGGCGCUAAAGAGCCGCAUGCGGCUCUGGAGCCGCGGGUUGCCGACCCCUGAACUAAACCAAUAAAAUAAAAAUAAAACACUAACAAACCAUGAAGACUGACCUUCCUUCCUGUUGUUGGUGCAGGUGAUGACCAUGGCAGAGGUUAGGGCGGACGUACGCGCCGUACUCCUGCCCCUCCUUCUGUACCCGCUCUUGUGUCUGGAUUCCGCACUCUCGUCCCUCCCUGCACCCAUUAAUGUUCGCGUCAUUUCAAUCAACUUCCACCACGUCCUCCAUUGGGAGCCGGGGCCCGGGACCGUCAGUGGGACUCAAUACAAGAUCUCCUGGAAGAGAAGAGAUAAAAGGAAAUGGACACACCUGUCAGACCUAACUAACUCAACAAAGAUUGAGAUGAAAGAGAUGAAAAUGGAGAGUGAAUCGUAUAAAUAUCAUUUGGCCGUCCGAGCUUCCUACAACGGAACCGUGUCUGGAAUGUCCAAGAUCACCUUCGAACCUUUCACGGAAACCGUAAUAGGUCCUGCAGAAGUGUCGGUGGAAGGCUGUGGCGCAUGUCUCCAGAUCAAUAUUUCACUGCCCCAGCCUUACCAACACUCAGAGGUCAAGGAUAUGUACAAGCUCUACCAGCCUACAUUCACAAUCCUGUGGCGGAAAGGUAGAGAAGGAAGACUGGAGAAGUUAGAGAAACAAGUACGGACUGUUGUUCUCAACAACUUGGAGAAAGCUGUGGAGUACUGUGUACAAGUACAAACACAGACUCGUAGUAACGCCAACACGCGUCCUUCUGCCUGGACCUGCGCCUUCACCAGCCUGCCGGAGCUCAGUCAGGGUGUUAUUGUGGGUGCUGUUACAGCGGUUCUGAUUCCUGUCCUCCUGGUUGUCAUGGUGAUCUUCCUCUGCCUCUACUACAUCGGCUUCCUGGGGAAAGUGAAGGAAACCAAGCCCGGAGCACUGAUGAUACUUCUGAUCCAGGGCAACGUGUUGAACCCGGACAGCACCCCCUCAGACUGGAUCUCCAUCAUCCCUGACCCGGACAGCCAGAGGAAGCAGUACCCUCCCACCACAGAAACUCCCGCCAGCAGGGACGGAGACUCGUCAGAGGAGGACAUGGACGAGGAAGACGAGGACCAGAAGAUGUACAUGGACAGAAAUGCAGAACUGUCUGGUGCUGAUACUUCCAACCAGGACUCUGAUUGUGCACAGAGCUCCCAGGCUGUAACAGAGCAUUCUGGGAGUUUGACGGAGGCGCCACCAGGACCAGAGGCAGGAUCUGAAGCAGAGGAAUCACAACUUUUUAUCCAGAAAGAUGGUCCUACCGGAGUCCAGGGACAGGUGGCCGCUGAGGAGGAGGAGGAGGAGGAGGAGGAGGAGGUGCUGCAGGACGUCUGCAGUAACAUCAAUCUGUUCUCUGUCACCCUGCUGUCAAUGGCUGGAAGGGAGGACGGGGAGGAAGAGGACGAGGCAGGAGUCUCAGGUUCCCUGAAAUAUCCAACAUCAGUCUCAAGGAGUGGACAAGACCAAUGGACAGCAGCAUCCCAGAUGCUGAAGACAUCUGAGGACAUCUCUGAAACUGUACACAUGUGGGAGGAAGAGGGGGAGGAGGAAGAGGAGGAAGAGGAGGUGUUCUCUUCAUAUCUGGGAAACAGGUGACACAGGGAAGCAAUUUCUUCUUUGUGAACAUGAGUGGGGCCCCAGGUCCUCUACGUGAACACGAGUGGGGCCCCAGGUCCUCUACCUGAACACGAGUGGGGCCCCAGGUCCUCUACGUGAACACCAGUGGGGCCCCAGGUCCUCUAUGAGAACACCAGUGGGGCCCCAAGUCCUCUACGUGAACAUGAGUGGGGCCCCAGGUCCUCUACCUGAACACCAGUGGGGCCCCAGGUCCUCUACCUGAACACCAGUGGGGCCCCAGGUCCUCUACGUGAACACAAAUGGGGCCCCAGGUCCUCUACGUGAACACCAGUGGGGCCCCAGGUCCUCUACGUGAACACCAGUGGGGCCCCAGGUCCUCUAAGUGAACAUGAGUGGGGCCCCAGGUCCUCUAUGUGAACACCAGUGGGGCCCCAGGUCCUCUACCUGAACACCAGUGGGGCCCCAGGUCCUCUACCUGAACACCAGUGGGGCCCCAGGUCCUCUACGUGAACACCAGUGGGGCCCCAGGUCCUCUAAGUGAACACCAGUGGGGGCCCAGGUCCUCUAAGUGAACACCAGUGGGGGCCCAGGUCCUCUAUGUGAACACCAGUGGGGCCCCAGGUCCUCUACCUGAACACCAGUGGGGCCCCAGGUCCUCUACCUGAACACCAGUGGGGCCCCAGGUCCUCUACCUGAACACCAGUGGGGCCCCAGGUCCUCUACGUGAACACCAGUGGGGCCCCAGGUCCUCUAAGUGAACACCAGUGGGGCCCCAGGUCCUCUAAGUGAACACCAGUGGGGCCCCAGGUCCUCUAAGUGAACACCAGUGGGGCCCCAGGUCCUCUAAGUGAACACCAGUGGGGCCCCAGGUCCUCUAAGUGAACACCAGUGGGGCCCCAGGUCCUCUAAGUGAACAUGGGUGGGGCCCCAGGUCCUCUAUGUGAACACGAGUGGGGCCCCAGGUCCUCUACGUGAACACGAGUGGAGCCCCAGGUCCUCUACGUGAACACCAGUGGGGCCCCAGGUCCUCCCUCACUCGCUAUUACAAGUGCAGUAAUAUCAACGUAUUUUACAAACUUGUAACAUGUAAAGCUGGAAAUCUGAAAUGAAAGUGUCACAAAUGGUUCAAACUUUAGUUUAACAUCAACUCAAACUCUGGACUCUUCGGGAGCCUGUACAACUUUGCAAUAUAAUAGAAUUGUUCAUAUACUGCUGGAAAAAUAAAUAUGAUCAAAACUUAACAAA